GGGAACAAGGAUUACAGAGAAAAGGGGUUACAGGGGAACAAGGCGAACAGAGCAGGAAGAGGAACAGGGGAACAAUGGGAACAGGGGGAAUGGAGAACAAAGGGAACUAGGGGAACAUGGGAAACCGGGGAAAGGGGGGAACAAGGGUUACAGGGGAACAGGGGAAUAGGAGUAACGGAUGAACAAAGGGAACUAGGGAAACAAGAGAACAAGGGAACAGCGGAACAGGAGAACAAGAGGGACAUAGGAACAAGGGAGGACAGGGGAACAAGGAGAACAGAGGAACAAGGGGGAAUAGGAUAACAAGGGUAAACAAGGGCAACAGGGGAACAAGGGUGACAGGGGGACAAUGGAAACCGGGGUGAACAAAGGGAACAAGGGGAAAAAGGCGAACAAGAAAAGAAGGACAACAGGGGAACAGGGAAAGAAGGGAAACAUGGGAACAAGGGAACAGGGAAAGAAGGGAAACUAGGGGAACUAGGGGAGCAAGGAAAAUAUCAAGUCACAGUGGUUUAAAAAUCUAAAACACUCUAGUGAGAACUAGGCUUUUACAAAACUUGCAAUACCGCAAUUUCAAUUAAAUUUAUUCCCUUUCUGUUAACCAAGUUUGAGAGAUGUCAUGAGAUGUCAAUGUGUUUGCGUCGCUUGUGUCUGAGCAAAUAUCAUCAAAUAAAAAUUCUGUGAAUAUAUUAUAAGCCACUAGCACCUAGAACAAAGCAAACAAUCAAUUUUUCCUAAUCGCGGUUUGCCUUUAAAGACUUGGUGAAAAUGAUUGUUGGCCCUGGCUUUAGGCUGUGGGCUAUCACUCUAACGGCAUUAUACCUCAGUCACUCAAUUGGUUAUAAGCCAAGCCGCGUCAGAGAAUAUAUGUUGGAGAAAAUCAUAAAGAGAUCAAGCAAGACAGGUACCUUAUUUUGUCUAUUCAUGAAAAGAUAAUUUCAGUUUCUAGUGUUUUUUUUUUUGCGCUAUCUAUAGAUCGAUUAAUAUAUAUUUGUUCUAUAACAUUAGGCGUUCGUGGACCGCGAUUUUAAAAUGGAAUUGCCAGCAGACAUAUGAUUGUGAAUUAAACUUAGAAAAUUGGCGUGUCAAACAUUGACGGGAAGUCCGAAGACUACAGCAAAGCUGAUUUAAAACAACGUGUAUUGUUUUUUAUAACAAUAUUUCGGCUGGCCAUACCAGCCUUCUUCAGGUUUACAGAUGUUACUGAACUUAAGUAGCAAUCACAAUAUUAUAUAGAUGGUGAAUGUCGCAAUAAAAGGGAGAGGCGGAAAUGACAUACAACAUAAAAACUGGAAAGGAAACAUACUAAGGAUAUGGAUUACAAUAAUUCGUCUGGGCGGUUUGGCGUAAAUCGCCGUGACGAAUUAUAUAAUAUUGUGAUUGCUACAUAAGUUCAGUAACAUCUGUAAACCUUAUUGUUUAUAAAAAACAAUACACGUCGUUUUAAAUCAGCUUUGCUGUAGUCUUCGGACUUCUCGUUUUUGUUCUUUAUAUUUUGGCUGAUUUGAUCUCUUCUCUAGAGAUCCAACGUUUACAACUAGCAGGAUCUUCGUCCACGGUUUUUGCAGUUAAUUUAAUCCUUUAUUAGUGUCAAACAUUGCAUUCAAAAUCAUUCAAUUCUAAUUUGAAUUUCAAAUACGUGGAUGAUUUUCCUCGGCUUCCCCUGAAUGAGAUGUCUUAAUUCCUUUGUCAAAAAAUAAGAGCAUGUGGAAUAAAAAGCUACUGAGUAAUAUCACGCAGUUAUAACUGAUACUAAAUUUAAAGUGAAAAAAAAAGUGGGAGUGUUUUAACCUGUUGUGCACCCCCCUCCCCCACCCCCCCUCGGACUCGUGUAAUUUUACUACUCAAGAGAGUACAAAUAUAGUCAUUUUGUAGCUUGUUAUAUUCGUUUGCAGGCAGUUGAAUAACAUUAAGCAUAAACCAGUGACACCUAUGGCAUUUUUUAUGUACCAAAUACAACUUUCUAAAUCCGGUGGAAAAAUACGAAUAAAAUCAGUUUUUGUUGCGAAGACCAAAAAGCCUGACCAAUAAUAUUGGCUUAAUUUAUUUAAAUCGAUUAUAUCGGGAAAAUGAUAAAGCUGGAGACACGUCAUUCCAGAAACAAAAUGUUUUCAGAGAGGUUUUUGGAAAAGUCUUCAACUGAAUUUCAGUUGGUGAAAAUAAAGGUUCAAAAAGCCCCAUGUGGGGUAAUUAUUAGAUUCCUAAAUCCGGUUCAUUUUUGCUGGUGGAAUCCUGAAGCCAGGUAUUUGGAAUACAGAAUCCAAAGUGCGGAAAAGGGAAACAAGGGAAACAGGGGAACAAGGGAAACAGGGCAGCAAAGGGAACAGGGGAGCAAAUGGAAUAAGGGGAACAGGGGGAACAGGGGAACAAGGGAACAAGGGGAACAGGAGGAACAGGGGAGCAAGGGGAACAAGGGA
Porites lobata is the source of this 2417-nucleotide messenger RNA. NCBI's taxonomy places the organism in Eukaryota, Metazoa, Cnidaria, Anthozoa, Scleractinia, Poritidae. The record is from the annotation of a GenBank genome assembly.